Ectocarpus sp. CCAP 1310/34 is the source of this 1596-nucleotide messenger RNA. Lineage: Eukaryota; Phaeophyceae; Ectocarpales; Ectocarpaceae. The record is from the annotation of a GenBank genome assembly.
AUGUCACCCACUCUUUUCAAGAUUUACAUCAACGACUUGAUAAGGGCGGUUGAAGCAGUAAGACAGGGAGUCCAAGUAGGGGGAAAGAGUGUGUCCGGACUGAUGUUUGCAGAUGAUUUCGUGGGGGUAUCCGAAACACCAGAAGGGUUGCAGGAACAAAUAGAUGCGGCAGUAGGAUACACCCGAAAAUGGAGACUGUCGGCGAACGUAGGAAAAUGCGCAGUAGUGGUCUGUAACGAAGACAAGAAAAAUCCCGUAGAAUUCAAAUGGAAAUGGGGGGAGGAAGAACUACCGGUAGUAGACAGGAGUGUGUCCGGACUGAUGUUUGCAGAUGAUUUCGUGGGGGUAUCCGAAACACCAGAAGGGUUGCAGGAACAAAUAGAUGCGGCAGUAGGAUACACCCGAAAAUGGAGACUGUCGGCGAACGUAGGAAAAUGCGCAGUAGUGGUCUACAACAGCGAAAAAACGAUCGCGGUAAUUGGGGAUAGAUGGUGGGCACAAGAGGCCUUAGAGGACGGGGAUAAGAUGUGCAAGAAAUUUUUAUGUAGUUUGUGGCAGAAACGUGGCUUCGGAGCGUACAGCAAGAAUCCGACGGAGAUCGGCGCGACGGUCGCCCGGUGGCUCAAGAACCCCGAGCUGCUGCAGAAGAUGAAGGACUGCGCCCUCCAGGCCGCCCGUCCGAGGGCGUCCUACGACAUAGCCCGCGAGAUCGCCGACAUGCUCUUCCUCGACGCGGACGGCGGCGGCCACGGCGAACCAGAAGCAGUAGUAGCAAAUAGUGGUGGCUGGGCUGGAGCCAUGCACACGGCUAUGGGAGGGGGUGGGGCACCGCAGAACGGGUUGGAGCAGGAACAGCAGGCGAUAAUGGAGACCGCUGGGCGGUCCGGGUGGGAAGGCGGCGGCGGCGGCGGCGGCGGAGGCGAGAGGGCGCCCGAGCGAAAGAAAGUGCCGGUGGGGUGAGAGAGAUCUCGAAGUUGGCUACUGCUUGCUUGCUGCCUGGUUGUUAUUGUGGUGGUGGCGUCAUCGUGCCCGGAGUUGAGAAAUUGUGUAGUAGGACAGGCGGAGGGGAGGGGAGGGGAGGGGAGGGGAGGGGGGGAAGCUAGAGUACUGCCGGUAUGUAUCGGUUUUGGUUUUGGCUGGCCCCGUCACUAGAGUUUGGAACAGAGCGGUGUGAAAGGGUUGGGAAUGCCCACGCCGCCCGGUAACGGUAUGCCGAAGUGUACGGGUGACGAAUUGAUUUCGUAACGACUUCUGACACCCACAACUGGCGGUCGAGGCGGUUAGGUUUGGUCUAGCCCCGUCGACGCAUGGUUGUUUUCGCGCUUGGUCUCUCCCUUGCGAAUGAGUUUCUGUGUCGUGUUGUGUUUCUUUGCCUCUAGAGAGUAGUUUUUGUGUUGGUCUUCUGCUGUCCGCCUAGUGCAGGGUAUCAGUAUCUGGGGUUGAAUGUGUUGUUUUGUUGUUGUGUCGUCGUUUGUUUUCUGCAACAACGGGGUGUUGGUUGUUUUUUUUUCAGUUGAUGUUUCGCUUGCGUCCAGCAGGACAAUAAGGGGCAUGAAGAUGUUGACACACACAACACACACACGGGCGCUUCGCCUC